UACCGGCGACUGUGGACGGGCUGGAGAGUGGGCCGGAGAGCUGGCUGCCUCCGCCACUUAGCCGAGUCGCCACCGUCAGUGGGGAGAUGGAGGGCCCGGGUCUGGGCUCGCAGUGCAGGAAUCACAGCCAUGGCCCCCACCCUUCAGGAUUUGGUCGACACGGAGGCUGCGCACACGAGAACAAAGAACUUGCCAAGGCGAAAGAAGUUCUUCCUCUUAUAGAGGACUCCAGUAACUGUGACAUUGUAAAAGCUACUCAAUACGGGAUUUUUGAACGAUGUAAAGAGUUGGUAGAAGCAGGAUAUGAUGUCAGGCAACCAGACAAAGAAAAUGUGUCACUUCUUCAUUGGGCUGCUAUUAACAACAGGCUGGAUCUUGUAAAGUAUUAUAUUUCAAAAGGUGCUGUGGUAGAUCAGUUGGGUGGAGAUUUAAAUUCAACUCCUCUUCACUGGGCCAUCAGGCAAGGGCAUUUACCUAUGGUCAUAUUAUUACUGCAGUACGGUGCAGACCCCACUCUCAUCGAUGGGGAAGGAUUCAGCAGCAUCCACCUGGCAGUGUUAUUCCAGCACAUGCCCAUCAUAGCGUAUCUCAUCUCAAAGGGACAGAGUGUGAACAUGACCGACCUAAAUGGGCAGACGCCUCUCAUGUUAUCAGCUCACAAAAUACUUGGGCCAGAACCAACUGGAUUUCUUUUAAAGUUUAAUCCUUCCCUCAAUGUGGUUGAUAAAAUACAGCAGAACACCCCGCUUCACUGGGCAGUGGCAGCAGGAAAUGUCACUGCAGUUGAUAAGCUUUUGGAAGCUGGUUCUAGCCUGGAUAUCCAAAAUGCUAAGGGAGAAACACCUCUUGAGAUGGCUCUACAAAGUAAAAAUCAGCUCAUUGUUCACAUGCUGAAAACAGAAGCCAAAAUGAGAGCCAACAAAAAGUUCACGCUUUGGAGGUGGCUGCAGAAAUGCGAGCUCUUCCUGCUGCUGAUGCUUUCUGUGAUUACCAUGUGGGCUGUUGGAUACAUAUUGGACUUCAAUUCAGAUUCUUGGCUUUUAAAAGGAUGUCUUCUAGUAACGUUGUUUUUUCUGACAUCUUUGUUUCCAAGGUUGCUGGUCGGGUAUAAGAGCCUUGUAUACUUACCGAUGGCCUUUCUGCUAAGUUCCAUUUUUUGGAUGUUCAUGACUUGGUUCAUCUUAUUCUUUCCUCAUCUAGCAGGCACUCCUUUCUAUUUUGCUUUUAUUCUCAGCAUAAUAGGCUUCCUUCACUUCUUCUACAAGACUUGGGCAACGGAUCCAGGCUUCACUAAGGCUUCUGAAGAAGAAAGGAAAACGAACAUCAUCACCCUCGCAGAGACCGGCUGUCUGGACCUCAGGACAUUCUGUACGUCGUGUCUAGUAAGGAAGCCGCUAAGGUCACUCCAUUGCCCUGUGUGCAAUUCCUGUGUCGCUCGAUACGAUCAACACUGCCUCUGGACUGGACGCUGCAUAGGUUUCGGCAACCAUCGCUAUUACAUAUUCUUCUUAUUUUUCCUCUCCAUCGUGUGUAACUGGAUUAUAUAUGAAUCUUUCAUGUAUUGGUCAAAUCAUUGUGCUACAACGUUCAGAGAAGAUGGACUGUGGACCUACCUCAAUCAGAUUGUGGCGUGUUCCCCUUGGGUUUUAUAUAUCUUCAUGCUAGCAGUCUUCCAUUUCUCAUGGGCAACAUUUUUAUUAUUAAAUCAGCUCUUUCAGAUUGCUUUUCUGGGCCUGACCUCCCACGAGAGAACCAGCCUGCUGAAGCAGAGCAGGCACAUGAAACAGCCGUUGUCCCUCAGGAGGACACCAUACAACCUGGGCUUCACACGGAACCUCGCGGAUUUCUUCCAGUGUGGCUGCUUUGGCUUGGUGAAGCCCUCCACUGUGGACUGGACGGCCCAGUACACCAUGGUCUUCCACCCGGCCAAGGAGAAAGUGCUUCGCUCCGUGUGAAGCAAAGCAACUCCACGCUCUCCAAUUGGUUUGUGUUUGCGUUCACGCCCUGGUGUAAAAAUGAAGAUACAGAGUUCACCUAAGCCCAAAGGAAAACACAGGUGGUUUUUAAAGUCAUUUGGUGAAAACAGUUCUUGAUAAAGGCAUUAUACUUUUUUAGAUUUAGCCAGAGCAGUCUUGGCAAACAUCUAAAAAAAAUUUUUAUAUUUUUUUGCAGAUGCAAGUUACUUUGGGGGGCAGGGGUAAUAAUAUUCACUAAUUAUGGAUAAAAUGUGGUAUUUUCAGAUACUUUAUUGGCUGUUUCAAAAUAGUACUGUUCUUUCAACUUGUAAUUUUUGAUAAAUUAUUUGUCUUUGUUUUAUCUAUAAAUGUGUAAAAAUAUUUAAAUAGAUAAUACUGUUUUGCUUUCACACUUAAUAAAAUUUUUUUUGUAGUUGUGUAGUUUCUGAGACUUAACACUUUUAGAAUGUUAAAUUGAGGAAAGGUGUAUAUGCAAGACAAACUGACCCAGGAUUCCAGUCCUGAGUUGAAAGCGCUGCUAAGAACAAUAAGCAGAAUUUAAUUUAGUUUUCCAUCUUACUGAGAAAAUUGAACAUAAUUCUUAAAGGUUAAUUAUUAUUUUUACCUAGUACCCCCCUAAAUAUUAGACUGUUGUGAUUAUAAUUGCCAAUUUAUUCUGGAGGAAAUGCUAAUUGAACUUCGACUCUCAGAGAGGUAUAUACUCAUGCCCUUGGGCAGGUCCCUUUCCUGCCGGAAAACCCUUCCUUAGGUUCCCCUUGCUCUUGGGGGGAAAUCUAGGAGGCCCAGAGGAACAGAGCCUCGUUUGGCUUACCAGGCACACCCUGACCCAGCGUCGUUCUCGAACCACGCUCAGCAGAUGAGAAUCUGAAGAAGUCUGUGCCUUCUCCAAGGUCACGUACCUGCAGAGUGGGGCGAGCGUCACUCCAGAGUCCCGAUCCCCUAGAAUACUGCCUGGCACCUAUGUGCUCAAUAACUGCGUGAAUGUGUUGAAUCAGUGCAGGACGUGAUCCGACCAGAAUGGGGUUUGGAGACCGAAUCUCAGCUGGGGGACAGAAGGACUUUUUCCAGCUCUGGCCUUCCUCCUUUCCUUCCUCAUUUAGAUGUCUAAUAUGUAGCUUAGACUUAACAUGUCCAGAAUUGAAGCUGCACUUCUGAGUUUACCCUAUCUUCUCCCCCUACCACACACAUAUAGAUUUUAAAAAUAGAUGGAAACAUCUAAUACAUUCUAAAAUAAAUGAAAAGUGAACAACUCUGUUCCUGACCCUCAGUCUUCUUCAUAUCUUGAUCAGAAGCGCCAUCCUUUCAUUUACUCAGGCCAAAACCUUAGUGUCUUUUCCUGAAUCGCCCUCUGUCUCAUAAUACCCAAGAUUCACUUCUGUAAGAAACCCUGGCUCUCUCUAGAAUAUACCCAGCAUUGCAGGCUUUGGGCCCCCUUCACCGCUAUGGGUGCCAGCUCCCAUCACCUCUGGUCUGCGACUUACCACAGUUUUCUUGUUUUGUCUCCCUCCAGCCUUACUGGGCUCUAAGGAGUCCAAGUGAUCCUUGCAAAAGACAAGUUGAAUCACGUCACUCCUCAGCGUGGAACCUUCUUCCGCUGGCUCCUUGUUUUACCCAAAGAGGAGCCAAAGCCCUGACCGCAGCUGACAGGGCCCUAUGGGCUCUGGCUGCUACUCCUGCAGCCCCAUGUUGACCCCACACACCUGCCAGGCAUGCUUUUGCCUCAGGCCUCUGCCUGCCUGUUCUCUGUGCCUGGAAUCCCGGCCCCAUAUCCAUAGGGGCCAGUGCCUUGCUUCCCAGCAUAUUUUACAUGUCAGUUUUUCAAAGAGGCCUGUGCUCACUAACAUUUUAUAAUUUGUAAUGUCCGCCUCUUGGACUCUUCUCUUUAUUUUUUUUUCCUAUAGCACUUACCACCUUCUAACAUUGUAUAAUAUGUUAUGUCUACUGUAUGCUGUCUUCCUGUCCAACCCUUAGACUAUAAGGUCCACAAGGGAGCUUCGUUUCAUUCACUGGUGUAUCCCAAGACCUAGAAUAUUGCCUAGCACUUAGUAUGUGUUCGAGAUAUAUUUGAGUUAAUGUGGAAUGAAUUGAAGGCUUUUAAAGUAGAACGUAAUGUGAUCAGAGUUGUAUUUGAAGACUGAUUCUCUGCUGGGAGAGGGUCAGAUGGAUUUUUCAAGUUACAUUUUCUCCUCCUCUCUCACCAACCCCUACCAAGCUCUCCACUUGUGGUCUGUAGACAGUUUACAUUAGAAUCGCAGGCCAGGGUGGGGUGGGGCAUGCGGGGUGGCAUCCAGGAGUCCAGGAUCGUGUGCUUCAAGUUUGAAUUCCUCAUCCCAGACCUUCCAGAUCAGUGUCUGAGGAGUGAAUUCUGGAAUCCACAUUGCCUUCAGGUUCCCCACGUAAUUCUUAUGUGUACAUGCUAUGGUUUGGGAAUCAUUUUUGCCUAGGAAAUCUUACCUCUACCAUUCUAUUUUUGGCUUUUCUCAAAGGUACACAGUGUAAAGUUUAAAAAAACAGUUUGAGAAUCAGUGUUUUAUAGCUUAGACACCUUGAGUUUGAAUUCUGUAUCUACCACUUACAAGGUACUUUUACUCUUUGGGCAAAUGACUUGACUUCCUGGUGCCUCAGUUUCCUCAUUUGUAUUAUGGGGAUAAUAAUGGUAUAGACCUCAAAAUGUUGUUAAGAGGAUUAAAAGUGUUAAUAUAUAUACAGUACUUAGAAUGGUAACUGGCACAGAGUAAGAAUUUAAUAAAUGUUGAUUAUUCAAAUCUUUGGAAAACGAGAGAGAGAAACUAAUGGUAGGGGAAUGUGCCAAAUUCACCCUUUCAUCUUCUGCAUUGUGUGUUCUGGGGCCAGGAUUCUGAAAACUGUCUCCUUGCCAGCUGACUUUCUACGACCUUCCGCCAGUAGACCGGAAGGAAGAAAGAGGGGAGGAGGAAGUUACUCCUUGGUCCUUGGUAGCUAUUGCUCUCAGUGGCCCCUCACCCUGACAGUGACAUUUGGAAUCAGUGCCUAGUGUUUGCCCCAGAGCAGCUCCAUUUUGCACCUUAGAAGCACCAGCAGUAACCAGGCAAGGCUUUUUCCUCAGAGGUCUGAUUCCUAGUCCCAGGGGGACCUCGAGUCAGGCAUCCAAGUUAGGGUACCCCCAUCUGGUCUCUCCCUGCCCCAGCGGUGGUAGCUGCUUCCUGCUUUAUCUCUGUGUUAAGUCAGAGUGUUCUUUACAUUUCCAGAAAUAUUAGCAGCUGUUUGGCCAACUCCCUCUAUUAUUUUGUUUAUGUAAAAAAAAAAUUCAUGUGGUUUCUGUUUUUCUGACUGGGCCCUGACAGAUAGAGGGUGUUAGAGAUAAACUUUUAAUAAUGGGCUAGGCAAGAAGUAGUGAAGACCAAAGUGCGAUCUGGCAGGCCCAGAUCACCGGCCGAGUGUGGGGGAAGAGGAGGAGGAGGAGGAAUCAAAGAUGACUUUGAGGUGCUGAGCGCAGUGAGGGAGAGAAGGAAGGAAAACAGUGGCGAGGCUAGUGAUGAGUUUGGUGGUUGGGGCCUAUUGUUCGAGGUACUCGUAAGAUAUACAGUGGAAAAGUCGAGGACGCAGCUGGAAAGAGCGCAGAGGCACCUGCACAGGUGGAUGAGAUCAUCGCAGGAGAGAGGUAAAAAAAAAUGAGAUGAAAAUCAAAGGGGAGCUUCCUUCCUGAAAUGAAAACAUCACUUCGAAAGAGACCAAAGGCAACAGUUGGUGAAAACAGAACAAAGUGUGAGCCCUGGCCGGGCAGCGCAGUUGGUUGGAAAGUUGUCCCGUGUACCAAGAGUUUAUGGGUUUGAUUCCUAGUCAGGGCACAUGCCUAGGUUUCGGGUUUGAUCCCUGGUCGGGGUGUGAACGGAAGGCAAUCCAUCAGUGUUGCUCACAUCUAUGUUCCUCUCCCUUUCUCUCUAAAAUCAAUAAAAACCGACAUCCUCAGGGGAGGAUUAAAGAAAAGUGUGAGAGAGAGGAAAAGAGAGGCAUGUGAGCUUAUGGAAUAUGGAUUUAAGAAAUAUGGAGAGGGAGGAGGAGAGGACUGGGAGGAGGUUGGGUAAGAGGAUAAUCAAGAAAUUACAGUGCUGGGAUUCAAGAAGAAGAAUUCAUGUCAAAGAGGAAGCAGUCAGUGGUCAGGAGCGAAGGAGAAGUGAGAAAAACAACUGAAGCAAGACGGGGGGCUUAUGAUUUAGGGGGUGGGGUGGGGUGGGGUGGCAGCGAGGAAGGCAAUCAGAAGCCAGAUGCUGAGAUACUAAGGGGUAAAUGGAUUCUAGUCUUGCAUACAGUUUGGCUCUGAAAGGAGAGAAGGCCACACCUUGAGGAUGAAUAGAGAUGUUGUUUCUGUCCUGUUUUAAAGCUAAGACAAACCCAGUCACGUUAUUCAGGCCCAGAGGAAUGCGACUAUUAGGCUCUCUUGCUGUGACUUAAUGUCUUUCCUCAAAUAUCUGUAUAGUCACCUAAGACAUGAGACAACUGAAUCAUUUUUACAAAAUUUUGAUGUAAAUGGACUGGACCAAAUGGACGGGCACCAAACAGUGAGAAGUGGAAUAUCUCAGCCGUAACACAUCCAGUGUUUCAGGUGAGUGUUGGCCCAGGAGCUAGCGCUGUGCUACACAUCCCCUAAAUCUCAGUGGCUUCACACAGCGCGAGGCAUGUUUCUCCUCUUGUGUCAGUCCAUCUCGCUGUUAGCAGGUGUUCUUCCAUGCAGGGCCCCAAGCUCCUUUCAAACCCGGUGGCUCCGCCAUUUCCUAGGGCCUCGGGGUCCCCUGGGCCCGCUACAUUCACUGACAUGGAGAGAACGGAGACUCUCCCAGAGGACUUGGAGGGACGACCUCCGUUGGCUGACUGAGUCCCGCGUCCCGGUCUGUGGCGGGGAGCGUGGGAGACGUGGUUGGAGCCGUGCCCCUGAGGCAGAGGAGAAACAUGAAGACUGCAGGACCGCAUUAAGGUUCUUUCUUUGUUUUGUUUUUUCCUCCCCAUGCUCCUUCACUCCCCUAGAUAAUAGACUUUUCUUUGAAAUCCGUGCAGAAUUUGCAUUUAGUCCUGCCGACACUCUCUUCCACUUCACUCCCUCAACAAAGGUUGGUUAAGUGCCUGCUAUUUGUUGAGCACUGUGAAGGCAAGUGUGCCACAUUCUAACAAGGUGGCAGGCAGGUGGGAAUUCAAAAUCUCAAUGCAACGAGUGCCGUGUUCUACCCUGGCUGUGGGAACGCAGCCGUGGAUUAAUUCUCAGGCAGUUCAGCAAAGAUUUUGCAGAGGAAAUGCCGUUUGGACCUGUGACUCGAGUUCGCCAGGCUAAGGAGCUAGGUGAGAGGGUCAGGAUGGAGGGGUUCCAUCUUCCAGACAUUUCCAGGCAAAAAGAAUAGCAGCGGCAAAGCAACGGCAUGAGGGCACUUGGCAUAUUUGGAAAGCUUCAAGUGUAGGUGGAGCUUAUAUGGAAGAGAUUGUCUAAAACUCGGUUGAAGGGAUAAGUUCAAGUCCAAUUCAUGAAGGUCCUUAUAGGACAUGCUGUUAUGGGCUGUUAUGUAUCCCCCCCAAUUUAUAUGUUGAAGUCCUAACUCCUAGGACCUCAGAAUGUGACUGUUUGGAGAUAGGGUCUUUACAGAAAUGAUUAGAUUAGAAUAAGGUCAUUCGAGUGCUCCCUAAUCCAACAUGACUGGUGUCCUUAGAAGAAAACACUAUUAGGACACACAGACACACAGAGAAGACUACAGGAAGACUCCGGGAGAAGGCAGUCAACCACACUCCAAGGAGAGAGGCCUCAGAAGAAACCAGCUCUGCCGCCACCUUGAGCUCAGACUUCUGGCUGCCGAAACUGCAAAAACGUCAUUUCUGUCGUGUGAGAUAUCCAAUCCCUGUACUUCGUUAUGGAAGCCCUAGCAGGGGAGUGUAGAGUACAUACCAAAGAAUAAGAACAGAGAGGAUGUGUUCUAGAGACACUGCGGAGUCAGAAUCAGGGAGGCUCAGGGAGUGAGGCCGGGAGGGGUGAGGGAGAGGGCAAAGCUAAGGAUGACUGCAGGUUCUAGCUUCGGUCCCCUGGGUGGACGGCUGGUGGGGCUAGUCACUGACGUGUGGUGGCAGAGGAGAAGGCGGCAUCGUCUGGCAGUCCCAUCCCACAUGCGCCUUACCCCUUUGCAAGCCUGGAAGUCUCCAGUGUAGGGACUUCUUCCCAAAGAACCAGGGUUGUAUGUUGCUUUCGAAGUCGGUGCAGGUUGAAGGGGACUAGAUUUAGUUGGUUCAGUUGAUCCCUGGUAUUAAUUAUUCAAUUGACAAUGAUGGGAUCUCUUAUACCACUCUGAUUAAAAAAAAAAAACUAACAAGUGCACAAAUUAAAAAUACAUUGCCCUAUGCUUCCAUCCCCAGAGAAUGUAAAAUGUACACCCUCCGGCUGCUCCGGCGGAGCCCAGCGGCUAAGUCACCCGGUGCAAGUCUCGAAUUGCAUGAUGGUGGGGAAAAAGCUGUGGUGUUUAAAGUGGAAGCUGGACAGACGUUCUUAAUUGGCUGCUUUUCAUUUGCCAGCCUGGCAAUGGGAUGUAAGGGAAGUUUUCAGAAAAUUGCUGAACCCUCGGGAAUUGUUCCAGAAUAAAAGAAAAUCAUCCUCUUAUCAUUGGCGACACGAGUCAACGCCACACUUCAGUGCCUUUUCUGAAUUUCCACAGGAUGCGUCGCGUUGCAAAGCCUGUAGAGGGACAAAAGGAUCCACUCCUCAGCAGUUUUCUUCGUUUCGAUUUUCCUUCUUGAAUGUGCUAUCAUGUUGUCUGUUUCCACCCGGACCCCCGUUUUUCUGUCUGCUCAGCCGACGGAUUUGGGAAGAUUGCUUUCCUUUGUUCCCAUGUCCUCAUUCCUUCCCCGCUUGACACCAAAAUGUCUUAUAUUCUUUGCAGCAAGUUUUUCAAACUAUGUUUCCAUUUUUGAAAACUUUCCUCUGUUUGAAAGAAAAACUCCAGGCAUUCAAGGUACUGAUAAAGCGUUUAUUGCCUCUCCCGUCCCCGGUAUCAUCAAUAAUAAAACACUUGUUACAGAUUAAACUCUUAAUAAUUUUCUUCCAAAGAUCUCUUCCAACCUUGGGUUAGAAGGACUGUGAUCACUUCUGAAGAGAAAUACUGUCCAGCUACCAACAAGAAGAUGCCUGGGGACAGGUGUCCAUGGGUCAGGGUCACGUGGAAAAUGUCUCAGGCUGACGAAAGACCUGAGAACGGACGCACUGUUCACUCUUUCUUCUCCGUUUGCUGUGUGAGGCCUCCAAACCCAAUGCCUGUAGGGCCAAAGUUUUUGGCAUAGCAGACUGUGAAAGAAAACAGGAGAGAGGAGAGAGAAUGGGUUGGUUAGCACCAUUAUUUCAGUCCCUUCUGUCGAUACAGUUCCUUCACCUUGAGAUGCAUCCUUUUGAUGAAUGUAUUUAUAAGAUAAUUUGUAAGUAAUUGGAACACUUCAUUUUAGCGUAAAAGUAGUUUACAGUCAUACCUCGGUACUUGUGGGCUUCAAAAUUUGUCAAACCCUGUACUCGGUGCAUUUUGACAGAAAAAAAAAAACAUGUUUCAGCACGAGGCACUCACUUGGGACUCCUCACAACUGGCUAUAACUCGUAUGAGUCACUGUGCUGCCCGCAAGGGAAAAGGCUCCAUCAUUUGGCACUCAUCGGUUUUGGCACUCGGAGUUCUGGAAUGAGUUAACAACACGUACCAAGGUACCACUGUAGAGUUCUUUGCGCCUCACUGUGUUCACUGACAUUUCCUCAUUUGAGUCGACAUCAUCUGGCUCCUGCCCAGCCUUGCCUGCCCCCCGCCUCUCCGGGCACAUAGUGGGAUGCCCCCACCUUCGGGCCUUUGCACCCUCUGCUUCCUGUUCCCGGAAUGCCCCCUCCCCAACCCCCAUUCAUUCUUCAAGGUCCAGGGGAAGCUUGUCCUCUAGGAAGUCUUCCCUAACACCCCGCGCUGGUCACUUGCCUCUUCGUACGCUACUGCAUCAUGUAUAGUCUGCUGCUAGGGCUUUUUCACUUGGACAAGCAAUGAUUGGUCUAAUGUUGCUCUCCCUGCUGCUUACAGAAACAUUUUAGGUGUUUUUGGCCUCUGAGUGCUAAGGACAGUCUUGCGUUUUCUACUGCCAGGAGAAGGCAACCCCCGUGUAUCACUCAUCACGGGAAAAGUUUUGGCAACCUCCAGUCUUGGUGAGGAAUGUCCCCCCUCCCUCUGGCCCCGCUCAGUGUUCCUCUCAUCCCACCUGGAGAUCUUGAGGCAUCACCAUUAAGUGAGAGGGCGGGGGACCCCCCCCACCCGCUGAGAAACAAUAGGCCUAGGAGAGGCUCUGGGGUUGAGGCUGCAUCACCCCCUUCCUUUUGUAGCAUCAGGAAAGCGCUAUGGCUCUGCUACCUCCCCACGAAAUGAAGGGAUCAUGGAGGCAGCUAGGGCAGGGCUGGGAGGACCAGGAGGAAGACCCACUUGUUGAUUCUAUCUCUAUUAGUAAAGGGUGUGCAA
Messenger RNA from Artibeus jamaicensis (Jamaican fruit-eating bat), 10453 nucleotides. RefSeq names its product zinc finger DHHC-type palmitoyltransferase 13 (gene ZDHHC13). Gene Ontology annotation, biological process: protein palmitoylation. The transcript is spliced from 18 exons. The record is from RefSeq and is a predicted model, not a curated record. The coding region runs from base 87 to 1955 and encodes 622 amino acids. Gene Ontology annotation, cellular component: Golgi membrane. Lineage: Eukaryota; Metazoa; Chordata; Mammalia; Chiroptera; Phyllostomidae. Gene Ontology annotation, molecular function: protein binding; palmitoyltransferase activity.